Messenger RNA from Volvox carteri f. nagariensis, 1455 nucleotides. RefSeq lists its product as uncharacterized. The record is from RefSeq and is a predicted model, not a curated record. NCBI's taxonomy places the organism in Eukaryota, Viridiplantae, Chlorophyta, Chlorophyceae, Chlamydomonadales, Volvocaceae. The coding region runs from base 1 to 1455 and encodes 484 amino acids. Gene Ontology annotation, molecular function: double-stranded DNA binding. The transcript is spliced from 2 exons. Gene Ontology annotation, biological process: regulation of DNA-templated transcription.
AUGAGACGACUUCAUCGGCAAUUCAACGGUGUCGUCACGCGCACAUCGCGCUUCCAAGACGACUCCUUGGAGGCCUGGCGCAGCGAAACUGGUCUCUCUGCAGCCGCCACCGCUGCUAUCGUCGACGCGUCGCGCCGCGGUGUCAUCCCCCAAAACCCGGGCGUGCUACUCUCGCGCCUCCUGCGUUUCCAGGAGUGCCUCGGCGGGCCCCUCGGCCGCCGUGGCGUGCUGUGCGUGCUGCGCUCCGCGCCCAGCCUGCUACGCUACUCCCCGGAGAGCCUCCGGUGGAAUGUCGACAUGCUGGCGGCGCUGCUGCCCGACGCCGACGCCGCGGCGGCGGCGGCGCGACGGGCGCCCAUGUUGCUGGGCGCCUCCGCCAUUACAUUGUGGGGAAAUUUUGAGGGCCUUCGCAGAUUGCUGCGGUUAGAUCACGAUGCGGCCGUCCGGUUAGUGGUGAGGGCCCCACGGCUACUUCUCAAUAGCCGUGGCGCGCUGCAGGGUCGUCUGGAGGCGCUGACGUUACUGGCGGGAGGCAGCGGCGGCGCCGCAUCGCGUCGUGCCGUCGCAGCGGCGGUCGCCCGCCAGCCUGCGCUGCUCGGCUAUUUCCCAGGCACCCUGGAGCGCAACCUGCGCGCCGCCGCUGCCGUACUUGCUGUCCCGUUCUCGCGCGUGCAGCCGCUGCUGCUUAAGCAACCCGCGCUGGCGAUGCUGGCCCGCGCAUCACUCCGAGACCGGGUGGCGUCGCUGCGUGACGCCGCCAUGCUGUACGAUGAAGCCGACCUGGCUUCUGUCGUACUUCGUCAGCCCAGCCUGCUGACACUGUCCCCAGAGAAUGUGCGGCACAAGGUUGCCGUUGUGGGGCAGGUUUUGGAGCUGGAGAGCCGGCCGGAGGAGCUGCGUGCCGUGCUCCGAGGUGCGCCGCAGCUGCUGACGCUGGCGGCGGACAGCAUCAGAACCAAAGCAGCGGCGCUGUGGGAAGCGGUGGAGCCGGCCGCCGUGUUGCGCGCGCAGCUGCAGCGUGCGCCGCCGCAGACAGUGGCUGUGUGGCUUUGCAUGAGCAGUCGGCGCUACGACCAUGUUCGGUCUGUGGCGGAGGCAGCGGCAGCCGCUGCCAACGGCGGCGGGAGUGUGGGGCAGGAGGAGAAGCGGAUUGGUGGUGCCGUACGUACGGCGGCGGACAACGACUCAGCAGCCGCUUCUAGCAGCCGCCGAGGGGAGCCAGGUGGUACAGAACGUGUAGGUGGUAUGGCACGGGCCCGGCCGUUGUCGCUGUACGCGUUGUUGAAGGACGGGGGGUUAUCGGCCGCUGCUCCACUGGCGGUGACGGGGCCGCCACUGGCGACGGCGGCAGCACUGGAAUCCACGCCGCUGACGGAGGCGGUAUCUGUGCCGGAGCCCGCGGCAGCGGAGGCGCAGCUUGGAGAGAAGCCGCGGAAGCCGCGACGGCGAAGAUAG